UUUUAACUUGACACAAUAUAUGCUUCCUUGCAGGAGGUCUGUUGUAUAAAGAGAGACCUCAGUCACACACUAACUAGAGCACAAUGAGGAACUGUAUCUUGAUAACAGCUUCACUUCUCUGCAGCCUCAUUUGGAUCUCCGUCUCAGGUUUGAAGUCUCAGACUGUGGAGGUCCAGUCUGGUGAUGAAGUCACACUGCAGUGCUCCAACUUUUCCAGUACUUACACACAGAUCAUCUGGUUCAGACUGAACAGAAGUGAGCCUCGCUGCAUCUCCCAUAUGUUUAGGUCUUUUGAACCUGCUACAUUCUGCAGUGGAUUCAAAGAUGGAAAAUUCAACAUGACAUCAAACAUUUCCACUGUCUUCCUCAACAUCAAACAAGUGGAUUUGUCCGACUCUGGACUUUAUUUUUGUGGAUAUUAUUUGAGCAGAUAUCCACUGAUUGUUGAUGCAACAUUUUUAGAGGUUCAAGAAGUGAAUUAUGAAAUGACAAAGCUGGUGGCCGUGGUCCUGGUCGGUUUGGUGGUUGUCAUGGUGAUGAUCAUCAUUUGUCUGUCUGUUAAAAUCAAAUGGCUUCACAAAGCUCAUAUUGAAGAACAGGACCCACAACAGGACGAGAAUCUCGGGGCAGACAGCCUGAUCUAUUCCGCUGUGACUUUCCGUCCAAAAACCGAGCGAAACCUCAGGCCUGACCCCAACAGAGAAGACGACAAGAGUUGUAUUUAUUCAGACACCAGAUAGACUCAGGAAGCACCUGCAACCGCAGCUAAAAUAGAACAAAUAGGAACUGAUGCUUUAUAAUUAAUGUGAUGGUGUGUUUCAAAGUGGUUGCUAGAAGUACAAAACAAAUUCAAAUAAUGUCGAGAGUGAACCUGAGCAAACCACUAGGCAAAACACGUUGUUCAUUCCUCAUAAUUAUCAAAUGGAAACCUCUUUGUGAUGAUGAAUGAUCCUACAUCCUCCCCACAGCACAAACAAACUGUUGGGGAUACAUUUUUGAUCUGACUCACCUUUCUUUGUCAAUGCAAUGCUCAUCCUAUCGUUGUUAUGCUGCCGAUACACAGGUUUAUCUGUCCAAUGAACCAUGUGAAUGCAAUAAGAUGGCAUCCAAUCAUUCUCAUUCACUGCAUAACUGAUGUAAGAGACUGGAUGUCACAAAAUAUCCUUUGGAUAAACUCUGAUAACACAGAAGUUAUCAAGUUUAAGGCCAGAAUCAAGGUUUCGGACAGAUGCCACUUAAAUCAGCAUCUUUUUAUCAACUUAAUUUCCAAAAAAUUUGCUCAUUAUAGGUUUCUCUGGUGUUCUUUUGUAUCUGUAGUGUGUUCACUGUUGGUGCAUUUGUGUCAGCUUUAAAUGGAGCCAUGUAUGUUAAAGGUUUAUUUGGUUUUUUUUAAGCCUUUAUUGUAAAGAUAGGACAGUGGAUAGAGUCAGAAAUCAGGGAGAGAGAGAGAGAGAGAGAGAGGGGAAUAACAUCCACAAGUCGGACUUGAACCCAGGCCAUCUUGGAGCACCACAGCCUCAACAUAUGGUCUGCACGGACUAACCACUAGGCUACUGGCGCCCCAUGACUCCCCUUUCUUAAUUUGCAGUCAGCAGAUGGUUGUUCAAUAUGAGUCUCGUUCUACUCAAGGUUGCUGCCUCUUUUUUCUUGCCACUUUAACUUUGUUAAAUGUUGCUUAGUUUUGUGCUCAUGGUGGAUUAAUGUUGGAUCUUU
Messenger RNA from Labrus bergylta (ballan wrasse), 1713 nucleotides. RefSeq lists its product as uncharacterized. The record is from RefSeq and is a predicted model, not a curated record. Gene Ontology annotation, biological process: response to bacterium. Lineage: Eukaryota; Metazoa; Chordata; Actinopteri; Labriformes; Labridae.